Messenger RNA from Anopheles nili, 664 nucleotides. RefSeq names its product transmembrane protein 222. NCBI's taxonomy places the organism in Eukaryota, Metazoa, Arthropoda, Insecta, Diptera, Culicidae. The record is from RefSeq and is a predicted model, not a curated record. The transcript has 2 exons. Bases 98 to 658 code for a protein of 186 amino acids.
CCAGUUUUUUCCUUCGUUUAAUUUUUUUUAAAGAAAAGAUUUUAGACUAUUUUGUAGUACCAGCGAUACUAGGUCAACCGCAGAUUCUUGAAGUAGCAUGUCUCUGCAUAGCGAUACUUCCGAAAACGAAUCGCGUAGUUCUACCGAUAUGGGACUUCCACCGAUCAACUUUCCUGAAGAUAAAUUUCCAUACUGCAUCGUCUGGACACCGAUUCCCGUGUUGACAUGGUUCUUCCCGUUCAUCGGCCACAUGGGCAUCGCGAUGUCCAACGGUGUGAUACGAGAUUUUGCCGGGCCAUACUUUGUCUCCGAGGAUAACAUGGGAUUCGGGCGACCGACUCGAUACUUGCGGUUACACCCAAUGCACGCAUUCGGAGGGUCACAGAACUGGGACGAAUCAGUUAUCAAAGCAUCGGCUACCUACAGUGCGAGGAUGCACAAUCUUUUUUGCGAUAACUGCCAUUCGCAUGUAGGCAUGGCACUUGCUUUAAUGCGAUAUAAAGAGUACAGCAACUGGAAUAUGGUGGUGUUGGCGUUCUGGAUGUUUUUCAGAGGAAAAUAUGUAGGAGUGAAGGGAUUCUUCAAAACAUGGUUACCGUUUCUUAUCAUACUUGUAAUAUGUGCACUGGUUGCAAUGUAUUCUAAAUGGACUAUCUGAGAGAGC